UUUACCUCCCUUUGCUGUUCCUAUUUCCACGCAGCCUGUCGUCAUUCGAGAUAAAAGUCAAGCUACGCCUUUAUAUGUGCUCACCUGUUUUUAAAAAAAAUGCAGGCAAGCCCUUCCUUGAAAAGAGCAUGCUCAGUAGAGAACCUAGUGGGCAUGGCUGAGAGGAAGCUUAAAAACAAGCAAGAGGUUGGAUUCAGCGGCAGAACACACCGGGAGGCUUUACUGUUAAAUCUUUACAGGGACAAAUAUAGCAGUUGUGACUGAGUCCAGCUUGUCAAGUAGUUAGCUGCCUGGACCGGAGGCUCGUCUCUCUGUUUUGACCGGGAGAAGUGGCCCGUUCGAGGAUUUUCUUGAAGUUAGGAUGCGUCCGGACGCAGCGUUUUCCAGCUGAGUCCGUAGCCUGAAGCGACAGGAAUCGGUGUCACAUGUGUACAGCUAUGAAGGUGGUACUGCAGGACGCGCCGGGAAGCAAGGAGAAUAAAGUGUGGAAAUGGCACAUCCAGGACCCUGCCACCCAGCGACUGACGUGGAACACGCCCCCCAAGAGUGUUCUGGUCAUCAAGAAGAUUCGAGACGCCACCUUGCUGGAACCUUUCAAGGAACUCUGCAUGUUCCUCACAGAGGUCAAAAAUAUGAUCGUUUAUGUGGAAAAGAAGGUUCUGGAGGACCCAGCCAUUUCUUGUGAUGACAACUUCGGAACCCUUACAAAGAAAUUCUGCACUUUCAGAGAAGAUCUUGAUGACAUUUCCAACCGCGUGGACUUCAUCAUUUGUCUUGGUGGAGAUGGAACUUUGCUCUAUGCGUCGUCACUCUUCCAGGAAAGCGUUCCGCCAGUGAUGGCCUUCCAUCUGGGAUCUCUAGGCUUCCUGACGCCUUUCAAAUUUGACACCUUUCAGUCUCAGCUCACUCAAAUCAUUGAAGGAAAUGCCGCCAUAGUGCUGCGCAGCCGCUUGAAAGUGCGUGUGAACUGGGAGAGGGAAAAGGGCGUCAUUCUGACCAACGGUGAGGUGGACAGUAGCCACAAAGCCGCCAACUAUCAGGUGCUGAACGAGGUGGUGGUGGACAGAGGGCCCUCCUCCUACCUCUCCAACGUGGACCUCUUCCUGGACGGACACCUCAUCACCACGGUGCAGGGAGAUGGUGUGAUUGUGUCCACGCCGACAGGCAGUACAGCGUAUGCAGUUGCCGCGGGAGCAUCCAUGAUACACCCCAACGUGCCAGCCAUCAUGAUCACUCCUAUCUGCCCUCACUCACUCUCCUUCAGACCCAUCGUAGUGCCCGCCGGAGUGGAGUUGAAGAUAAUGCUGUCACGUGAAGCCCGAAACACGGCAUGGGUGUCGUUUGACGGAAGACGUCGGCAGGAAAUCUGUCACGGCGACAGUAUCACCAUCACCACUUCCUGCUUCCCCGUUCCUUGUAUCUGCUUCCGCAACCCGGUCAACGACUGGUUCGAGAGUCUGGCCGAGUGUUUACACUGGAACGUGAGGAAGAAGCAGAACUACCUCAGCUCGGAGGACGACGACUUCUGAGGCUUUCCAGUCUUUCUUUUAACCUCUUUGGCGUUCCCCCCCCUUUUUUUUUUUUUUUUUUUUUUUAAAAUAUUUU
Messenger RNA from Corythoichthys intestinalis (scribbled pipefish), 1605 nucleotides. RefSeq names its product NAD kinase a (gene nadka). Gene Ontology annotation, biological process: NADP+ biosynthetic process; NAD+ metabolic process. The transcript is spliced from 10 exons. Gene Ontology annotation, molecular function: NAD+ kinase activity. Bases 426 to 1529 code for a protein of 367 amino acids. Lineage: Eukaryota; Metazoa; Chordata; Actinopteri; Syngnathiformes; Syngnathidae. The record is from RefSeq and is a predicted model, not a curated record.